Vitis riparia (riverbank grape) is the source of this 951-nucleotide messenger RNA. RefSeq names its product probable E3 ubiquitin ligase complex SCF subunit sconB. The record is from RefSeq and is a predicted model, not a curated record. Gene Ontology annotation, molecular function: protein binding. The transcript has 3 exons. NCBI's taxonomy places the organism in Eukaryota, Viridiplantae, Streptophyta, Magnoliopsida, Vitales, Vitaceae. The coding region runs from base 1 to 951 and encodes 316 amino acids.
AUGAAUACAGAUGGAUUAGAAGACGGUGGAAAGCCUGCACCAUCUGGAGAAUUAGUUGAGAGUCAGAUCUUGUCUUCAGAAAGUCAGGACAGUGAAAAAGUUGUUGAGAAUCGAGCUAAUGAUAUUUUAUCGAAGGAGGAAGUGCAGAUACAAACCCCGGGUGCAACAGAAAACUUUAGUGUCUGUUCUGGAAGAGUCACUUCCGUCCAUUUCAACCAUGACAAAUCUCUCAUUGUCUCCGGCAGUCACGACUGCUCCUGCAAGGUCUGGGCCUUCGACACCGGCGCUCUCUUAAAGACGCUCGUCGAGGACAAUGGUCCCACCAUUUCCUUCGCCAGGUUCUCUCUCGACGGCAAGAGCAUUCUCGUUGCUACUCUAGAUGAUACUCUGAAGCUUUGGAACUACUCGGCUAGGAAGUCCUUGAAAAUUUAUACAGGUCAUUUAAACAAAGUAUAUUGCAUAGCAUCCGCAUUUAGUGUGACUUAUGGGCAAUACAUUGUUAAUGGAUUAGAGGAUAACUGCGUUUAUGCGUGGGACCUGCAAGGGAAGAAUCCAUUUCAGAAACUAGAAGACCCAGCUGCCGCUGGGUUACAAGUUACCUCAGACGGGAAACCGAAGAUCCUUGAUGUUCCUGAUCGCACUGGCGGUGAAGAUAUUGAUACCUCAACUGUGGUGAAGGCUGAUUCAGACGAUUGUCUUCGUGGAGUAUCAGGAGCAACUCUGGUUGCAAAUUCUUCGUGUAAGAAUCCUUCUGGGGAGUGGCAUGUGGGUUAUAAAUUCGUAUAUGAGUUUUUUUUUACAGACACGUUGACUUCUCGUUUGGGGAAAGAAAGAGGGAAAAAGUGGGACGAAAAGUAUCACGAAGCAGUAGCUGACACUGCAAAGAAUCUUGAUGGAUUUGACCAGAAACACAUCAAAGUGGAGGAUGCACAGUUGGAAAAAGGCUCGUGA